AUGUACGACCGUCAAAAAAUCGGUAAUUGCUACCAAGUGACAUUUCCAACUGUCGAAUUGGCAAUGCCACGACAUCGUCAUCGCCAUCGACGUCAUCGCUCCAGAAGAACCACGUCUUCGGGCGGUCCAGCUGAAGAGUACGUCACUGUGACAAAGCACGUGGAUCGUCGUAGAGUUUAUGGAGAAUCGGAUUGUCAGGACUCAAUCUCGGAACCUUCGUCCUACACCUAUUCCACCAAUCCGGACCGUUCCUCAUCUCUCCACUCAAUUCCACGUUCUACAGUAUCCCAUGGGUCGGGCGGUCCUUCGACAGACGGUACCUACCGUACCUUCAACUCUACGCAUCGCCUUCAAUCGUUGGGAAACUUCUUUACCGGAAUUAUCGAUUUCUUCCGCAGUAAUCCGAAAUUCUCGAAAAUCCUCUUUGGAAUGAUUCUGUGCUAUGUGGCCGUUUGUAAUCUGGAAAUUCUGAUUCCACGUGUCAUUGCACUUUUCGUACGCCUUUGCUAUCCGUGGGCUCGCUACUCGGCUGUGAUUUGUGAGCAGUUCUUCUCGACCAUCGCCAACAUGUUCACUAGAAUGGAUGCUGUGAUUUUUGCCUCCUACUGUGAAUUCGCCGCCAAAUAUUGUCGUUCUCGCCGUCUGAUGUGUGACGUCACCUGCUCGUUCGUGGACCAUGUCUUGUCUCAAGCCCGUCCCACGCUUCAACCAAUUCCACAAAAUUAG
Caenorhabditis briggsae is the source of this 726-nucleotide messenger RNA. Lineage: Eukaryota; Metazoa; Nematoda; Chromadorea; Rhabditida; Rhabditidae. The record is from RefSeq and is a predicted model, not a curated record. The transcript has 5 exons. The coding region runs from base 1 to 726 and encodes 241 amino acids.